Molecule: messenger RNA, 2276 nt
Organism: Aspergillus welwitschiae
Lineage: Eukaryota; Fungi; Ascomycota; Eurotiomycetes; Eurotiales; Aspergillaceae
Product: putative C6 transcription factor
Exons: 6
Coding region: 34-2025 (663 amino acids)
Biological process (GO): DNA-templated transcription; regulation of DNA-templated transcription
Molecular function (GO): zinc ion binding; DNA binding; DNA-binding transcription factor activity, RNA polymerase II-specific
Source: RefSeq, a predicted model, not a curated record
CAGCAUAUAUGGUCCCUCCAAACGCUGUAUAACAUGUAUCAAUCUCCGACACCUGCUGACAGGUCGGAAGAGGACCCCCAGAAACAUAGGAAGCGUAUUUCAAGGGCCUGCGAUUCAUGUUACAAAAGAAAGAUAAAAUGUGAUGCCGCCGUGCCUCAGUGUAAUUGGUGCAGCCAUCAUGACAUCCCGUGCACCUUCAAUAGGGUCAUUACUCGGAAGCGGAAAGCCAAGACUGAUGCAAAAGGAGAGAAAGAGACGACUGGGUUGGCGGAGCGUAUUGAGCGUAUAGAAAAGUUCCUUACGGAAAACCUUCUGAAAGAGCCCACUCCUUCUGCAACACCACCUAGUGUGAAUCAUCAUGAGUCCCCUAUAGAAUCGCAUCCUUCGAGUUACACUCACGACUUUUCGAGAGAAUCGUCGACCUUCAAUGAGAAGUCAGGUUCUUCUUCGGUGCCUCUGCAUUUCGCAGGUCGUGAGUUAGGAUGCAUCAACUUGUUCACGGGCAUCCCCUUGUUACUCCCAGAGGGCAAGCAAUGGGUUCAGUCACGGACUGGACAGAACAUCUCGCUCAGCAAAUUAGUCACAUCUAACAAGCCACCAUGGGAAAGACAGCGGGCGUUAGCAUCCAAUGCGCUGGUGAUGAACCCCCAUCCCGAAAGCGCAUUCGAGCUGCCUGAUCGAACCCUCAUAGACACAUACUUCAGACUGUUCUGCAUAUCGUUUGUCAGGCGUAUAUUUCCAGUUGUGGACCCCGUUCUGUUCAAAGAAACUAUCGAAAAUGCUUAUCAGCAACCACGAACGAGGCUUCCUUAUGGGAAAGUGAGCACUAGGGCAUGUGUGCUUGCCUUUGCUGCGUUUAUCUCUUUAGUACCACCUCUUGAGUUUGAGACUGAAUUUCGAAAAUUUGCCCCUCUCAACAGUGAGGCCUAUUUCACGAGAACACAAUGCCUGGUGCCCCAGGUUUUGCAAGAGUCUGCCUCGGUGGAGGGACUGCAGGUGGUAUCCAUGAUGGCACUCUUCGAGCUUGUAACCGGCAACUUACAGUCAGCCAGCUACUACGGUUCGAUUGCAGCACGCAUGGUAUUCUUAUUGGGUGGACACACUACUAGUUCAAUGACAGAAGACCCGGAGACGCCGCAAAACGAGAUUGCCAUGAGAUCGCAGAGACAAAUUCGAUAUCUCUUCUGGCUUGGUUACACCAUCGAAAAGGAUGUGUCUCUCCGGACUGGACAGCCCCAGCUCUUCACGGAAGAAAACUGCGACUUGACAAUACCGGCCACUUAUAGCGAGAAUCUAUUCAAAUUCCCGAUCGACUGUCGGCAGAUACCUCCAGAAGACAUGCCAGAAGAUCCAGUCUAUCCAGUGGAUAUCCGCCUGAGUAUAAUCAAGGCUCGAGCCUACAACGCCCUUUACUCUUUUAAAGGUCUGAAGAAAACGGACGCCGAGAUUUUGAAGGAAAUUCGCGAACUGGACGACGAGCUCGAGAAAUGGAGACUGUCGAUACCUCUAGCAUGGCGACCUACAUUAUCCUUCGUCAAAGAGACCCCCGACCCGAAUGCCAACAUGCAUUCAGUCAUAUUACGACUAAACUAUCAUCUCUGCAUGACAAUCAUCCACCAAGCCAGUGGCAGAUGCAGGGACUGGUCCAAAGAAGAAGGUGGGAUCAUGCAUGGCGUAAACUCCAGCUUAGCUCUGUCCGUCGAAGCCAGUCGUUCAACACUACUCUAUCUCCAAGCAUCAGAACACGUCCUGAUUGACGGUACAUUCUGGACCCUCAUUUUCUACCCCAUGUCCGCCCUUCUAGCCAUAUUCUGCAACAUCCUUCAAAACCCCUCCGAUCCCCAGGCCACCAAAGAUCUUGGCCUGCUCAAAACGGCAAUGAGCAUGCUGGAAAGGAUCUUCCUGCGCCAACCGUCCUCGGUCAAUGAGAUCGUGCAUAUCAAGAUGAUUGCUGAUUAUGUGUCUGAGUUGUAUAGACUGGCUAGCUGUGCGAUUGAAAAAGCGUGGUAUGAGCGUUCUGGUUAAGGAUGGUUUCUUAUUUGGUAUUAUUUGCGCUCUAUGGGACGGGUACAAGGUAUAUACAGGUUAGAAGACUUGGCGUUUGUUGGUUGUGUUUGAAAGGGAUGACUUUCCAGGGCGUCUAGAAGGGAUUCAACAUUAGGGAUGCUACGGAUUAUUCGGUAGAUGGGUACAUCGUCUAGAUUGCAUGAAGGCCUUUUAACGCAUGUCUACUGAAGAAAAAUAUUUUUCAACGAAUAUAUUAUAUUGAUCUUAAC